This is a messenger RNA of Rangifer tarandus platyrhynchus (Svalbard reindeer), 669 nucleotides long. NCBI's taxonomy places the organism in Eukaryota, Metazoa, Chordata, Mammalia, Artiodactyla, Cervidae. The record is from the annotation of a GenBank genome assembly.
AUGGCGAUGCCCCCGGCCGCCGCGCCCCCCGCCGGCGCCCGGGAGCCGCCGGGGCCCCGCGCUGCCGACCCUGCCGCCGCGCCGCCGAUCGGCCUGCAGCAGCUGUCGGCGCUGCGGCCCGAGCCGGGCGGGGUCCCGCUGCACUCGCCCUGGACCUUCUGGCUCGACAGAUCCCUCCCUGGUGCCACAGCGGCCGAGUGCGCAUCAAAUCUGAAGAAAAUCUACACAGUACAAACAGUACAGAUAUUCUGGAGUGUGUACAAUAAUAUUCCUCCUGUGACUAGCCUGCCUUUGAGAUGCAGUUAUCAUUUAAUGAGAGGAGAGAGGCGACCACUCUGGGAAGAGGAGAGUAAUGCUAAGGGUGGUGUGUGGAAGAUGAAAGUCCCCAAGGACAGCACGUCCACAGUUUGGAAAGAGUUGUUGUUAGCGACUAUCGGGGAACAGUUCACAGAUUGUGCCGCCGCAGAUGAUGAAGUAAUAGGAGUUAGUGUCAGCGUCCGGGACCGAGAAGAUGUCGUCCAAGUCUGGAAUGUAAAUGCCGCAUUAGUCGGUGAAGCCACCGUUUUAGAAAAGAUCUAUGAACUCCUGCCCCACAUAUCUUUUAAAGCCGUAUUUUAUAAACCCCAUGAAGAGCAUCAUGCUUUUGAAGGUGGACGUGGAAAACACUAA